Molecule: messenger RNA, 1863 nt
Organism: Zophobas morio
Lineage: Eukaryota; Metazoa; Arthropoda; Insecta; Coleoptera; Tenebrionidae
Exons: 2
Coding region: 271-1758 (495 amino acids)
Biological process (GO): proteasome-mediated ubiquitin-dependent protein catabolic process; multicellular organism development
Cellular component (GO): cytoplasm
Molecular function (GO): ubiquitin conjugating enzyme binding; zinc ion binding; ubiquitin protein ligase activity
Source: RefSeq, a predicted model, not a curated record
UUUACCCUUGUAGUACAAUAUUUCUAAUCAGGUAAGUAGUUUGAAGAGUUAUUCAUCUUCCUCUUAAAAAUAUAUUAUACAUAGCAUUAAUUAGUAGUCAACUUAAACCCCCACUACGACAAACUGCAACCGAACAUCCGCCAAAACCCCACUCUUUUUCCACAAACCCUUUAAGUACGCCGAAAUUUGAACACCGAACACACUUUCUUUUCAACUUCAACGACAGUUAGAUAGUCAUAGUGACACUAGUGGAUUAAACCUAAGUCCGUGAUGGCGAACAAAAACAUCCAAAACUUCGCAAAGGAAAUGUUGAACGAGAACGUCUUUUCGUGCCGCGUUUGCAAGAACUUGUUGGCGGUUCCAGUGAUGAUGGUCGAAAAUAUCGGAGACGUUUGUCAUUCUUGUUUCCAAACUAAGAAUGAAGAAAAUGAUUGGAACAGCUUGCCGAACACAACAUUGGACACCAUUUUGAGAAAAUUAUUGCUCCCAUGUAAAUUUCAGUCGGAGGGUUGUGAAACCGAAGUACUUUGCGACGUCUUAAAGCAGCACGAAAAUAAAUGCAGUUAUCGCCUGGUUGACUGCUUAAUGCCAAAGGAACAGUGCGAAUGGCUCGGAAAAUCGGCGGACUUAUUCAAACACUUCGAAGAGGAGCAUGAAACACACGUUUUGAAGGAACAGUGCGGAGAAUACUCUUUCGAGAUCGACCCACGAAAUUUCGGCACAAUCACCAAAUUGCUUACCUACAACAACAAGACUCAUGUUUUGAAAAUCAAGAAAUCGGACGAUGACAACAGUUUACUGCAAUUCUUGAAAGGGGAGUCAAAUAUGGUCGUGGAAUAUACGGGUAAAAGUAACGUAUUCGAGACAAAGCUUCAAGCUUUGUCGUUCGAUGUUGCCUUUGACGAACGAAACGGUCAAAAGAUUCAACUUUCCACUUUGAAAGAAGUUAUGCAGGAAGAUGAGGUGGUUAAAGUUGUGAUCAAACCUGAAAAAUACGAACUAAAAGACGUUAAUUAUGAAAUUACGAAGCAUUUGGAAUGUCCCGUUUGCAAAGAUAUAAUGAGACAACCCAUUUUGCUGUGUUGUAGUGGUCACAGCAUCUGCCAAUCGUGUCGCAACCAUCUUUCGCGGUGUCCGACUUGCCGGAAAGCUUUUCGCGUACAAAACAUCCGGAAUUUUUCUCUGGAAGCUCUAACCCCAUUUGCGCAAUACGAGUGCGUUUAUAGUCAAUUUGGUUGCACUUCGACGCUUUUGGGGAGCGAAAUAGAUGAACAUGAAGAUGGUUGCACGUAUCAGACGUAUGAAUGUCCUAAAAGUAAUUGUGAAUUCAAAGGAAAUUUCGCUGCUUGUCGAAAUCAUUUUAAAGUUCAACAUACUUGUGAUUUAGUUAAAGGAACCGUGUACGAAACAAGUAUUGUUGCAAUCCCUUUUACUUAUACUUGUAAGCUAUAUUUUUUCGAAUAUGGUAACAUUUUUGAGUUGUCUUUUACGCAUCAUCAGAAUUCUUGCUCAUGUUUUGUGCGAAUUUUGACCAAGUACAAUAAGCGCGAUAAAUAUUACUUCACUGUUCGCUUGGUCAGUUCAGAUGAUGCACAAUGUUUAAUUGCGAAAUCAGAGUGUUGCUUAGACAGAAAUGACAAGGAAAUUUCCUUCAUGAAUAACAAUUUACUACCGUACGAAGAUUCAUUUCAAAAUGAAAUAAAAUUUUACUGUGAAAUACAAAAAACUACCGUUUGUAUCAACACGAAUAAUGAAUAGGGUUGGAUAUGCAUACAUGUAAAGUCAUAUAAGUCUUUAUAUGUAUAUAAGUUUACAGAUUUAAAUAUGUAUAGUUUUAUUAAUAAAUAAAACCCAUUAUAGGAA